AUGGCCGACUUGACGUCUGUGGCAGCUCCCCCAAGCCCCGCCAAAGUGGACGGCAAUGCCAUCGUGGAAGACCCGAAGGCCUACAACACCGAGAAGGCCACGGUCAAGUCCGAGCAGCCGGGCACAACCGUGGAGCGGGAGCCCAGUGGCAUUAUCCUUUUCUGGCUUUGCUGUGUCAGCGCCCUGGAGGGCUUGGACACCCAAUUAGUCCCAGCGUGCCAGUUCGCCUUGCAAAGAGAUCUUGGACUCAGCCUUGGGCACUUCGCCAUCUUGACCACGGUGCAGAUGGUGCUCACCAACCUCGCAGCACCCUUCUGGGGAAUCCUGGCCGAUCGCGGAACCAUGAAGAAGAAGCACAUUUUGUUCGUCGGCGCAUUGGGCGAGGGCCUCGCGGUCGCCAUCUUUGCCUUCGUCCCCAACUUCUUUGUCAUGGUCCUCCUGCGCGGCAUGAGCGGCUUCUUCUUGGCCUCGCUGCGACCGGUCUGCAACGGACUCAUCGCGGAUCUCACCUCGGACAAUCGUCGGGGCAAGAUCUUCGGCCGGGUUCAGAGUGCGCUCCUCUUUGGCAUGUUCUGCUCCCUCCUCAUCGCGGGCAACGUGGCGAACCCGUAUGUGGGUGAAAUCCCCGGCUGGCGCUUCCUCUUUGCCGGUGCAGGCCUUGUGGCCUUCUGCGUGGCUGCUGGUGUCGCGGGCUUCCUGGUGGAGCCACCGCACGAGCUGGAUGCCGCUGCGGACAAGAAGGGCUGUGCGGCCGUGCUCUCAGAGCUCAAAACGGUCUUCAACUUCCUCUGCAUCCCCACUUUCUGCGUCAUGAUCAUGCAGGGGGUGUUCGGCACCAUCCCUUGGAGCGUCAUGGGCAACAACUUGCUCUACUUCAAGCUCUGCGGCCUGGAAGACUGGGAGGCGAGCAUUUUGGCCUCGGAGGGCACUGUCAUGGGUAUGUUCGGCAACAUCAUCGGAGGGAUGGUUGCUGAUGCCCUGGCCCGGCGCUUUGGCUACCACGGCCGGCCCCUGAGCGCACAGAUUACCGUGGCCAUUGGCAUUCCCCUCGUCUUCCUGCAGUUCUACGGUAUCCCUGCUGGCUCGGGAAGCUUCGGGACCUACUUCGCCCUCAUUGCCGGCUUCGGUGUCUUGGGAUCCUGGGCCCAGUCCGGAACCAACUUCCCCAUCCUGUCUGACAUCGUCCCCGCCAGCGAUCGAAGCAAGGUCAUGGCUUGGGAGUGUGCCAUGGAAAACUCAUUGGCAAAUGCCAUUGGCCCCGCCAUGGUGUCCACCUUGGCCACCGGUGUCUUUGGUUACACCUUUGGUGAGGAGGAGAAGAGCGGAAAGUCGCUUCACUCUGCGACAGCUCUGGGAAGUGCGAUGGCGGCCACCAUUUGCAUUCCUUGGCUAAUCACCCUGGCAGCCUACACACUGCUCCACUGGAGUUAUCCUCGAGACAUGCGCCGCCUCCGUGCAAAGCAGCAGGCGGCCACCGAGGCCCAGGGUGAAGAGAUGGGUGAAGAGAUCAUGUGCGGAUUGAUGCCACAACGUUCCGACAGCUGUUUCAGCCCCUCCUGGUCCUCCACAUAUUUCCCUCGCCUUAUCAACUUUGCGAUGGCUCGCUCCUCGAGUGUCCUUGCCGGUGGCCUUCUUGGCGCCGCCUCUUUGGGAGGCCUUGCCUUCGUGGCACCCGGGCAGAGCCGUCCUCAGCCCGUUCAGCAGCAGGUUGCCCAUGCGCAGGGAUUCCUGGCAUCCACUGGCACCAGCACCAGCAGCACGGGUGCUGUGCAGGGCAUGGCUGGUGCCUUGGCCGUGGCCGGCUUGAGCGUUGCCGCUGUGCGAGGCGCAUCGGCUGCUUCCCGCCAGCAGGGCGUCAAGCCUCGGGCAGCCAAGAGCGUCGUCGCAUGCAGGUCCUUGGCCAAGCUGAAGAUUGACGGAGUGGACCUGAAGGACAAGCGAGUCUUCAUCCGCGUCGACUUCAACGUGCCUCAGGAUAAGAAGGACCCGAACAUCAUCACCAACACGGCCCGAAUCGAUGCCGCUCUGCCCACCAUCAAGUACGCCCUGGACAACGGUGCCAAGUCCGUGGUGCUUUGCUCGCACUUGGGCCGCCCCAACGGCCAGAAGGACGAGAAAUUCUCCAUGAAGCCAGUGGCCAAGGUGGUCGAGGAGAAGCUGGGACGGCCCGUGAAGCUGAUGAACGACGUGGUCGGGGAGGAGGUCGAGGCUGCGUGCGCCGACCCCGAGCCGGGCACCGUGAUCCUGCUGGAGAACUCCCGGUACUACGUCGAGGAGGAAGGCAAGGGCAAGGAUGCUGAUGGCAACAAGGUGAAGGCGUCGGCCGACAAGGUGAAGGAGUUCCGCGCAUCCCUGGCCAAGCUGGCAGACAUCUACUGCUCCGAUGCCUUCGGCACUGCCCACCGUGCUCACAGCUCCAUGGUCGGAGAGGGCUACCCCGUGAAGUGCUCUGGCUUCCUCCUGGCCAAGGAGCUCGACUACUUUGCCAAGGUGGUGGACGCGCCCACCAGGCCGGUGUGCGGCAUCCUCGGCGGAGCGAAGGUCGCCGACAAGAUCCAGCUGAUCAU
This is a messenger RNA of Symbiodinium necroappetens, 2567 nucleotides long. The record is from the annotation of a GenBank genome assembly. NCBI's taxonomy places the organism in Eukaryota, Dinophyceae, Suessiales, Symbiodiniaceae.